Messenger RNA from Galleria mellonella (greater wax moth), 990 nucleotides. RefSeq lists its product as uncharacterized. Lineage: Eukaryota; Metazoa; Arthropoda; Insecta; Lepidoptera; Pyralidae. The record is from RefSeq and is a predicted model, not a curated record. The transcript has 2 exons. Bases 306 to 716 code for a protein of 136 amino acids.
AUAUUGUUAGCGGUAUCCCCUACUCGAGUCUCCCCACCGCUCGUCGCAACUAUAAAAAUGGACGAAAACCAACGGAUCGGCCAUUUUGUUGUCAGACGCGCGCUCGAACACAUCUCUGAAUAUAUUAAUGUCGUACCUUUAUCAAAUUAUUGUUAGACUGAGAUCUUGUAUAAAUUAUUCUAUUUAAUUAUACGAAUUAUUUUGGUGUUUGUUAUAUUUUUUAUUUAAAAUAAGAUUUAUUGCUAAAAUCAGAAGUGGGAUUCGAGGCCGUUCAAGCCGCGAACGCCAUUUUUGGUUGUAACAAUAUGUCGAGUAGACGACGCCCACCACCACCACAAGAGCGCGCGUCUCCGCCAGUUUCCGAACCAAAUUUAGGAAACCUAGCUGCAACAGUGGAUGCAGUCCUCGGUCGUCUGGCAACCCUGGAGCAGCGAGCCAGUAGUCCUGUUAUCGCAGGAUUACGCCCAGCAAUAACUUCUGUGGGGGACGCGGGAGCUGAAACAGCAUCCGCUUCCGCUACGCCAGCGCCACCUACAGCAACCAUCGUGCAGCGUAGCGAUGACAGUAUCGCAAGUGCCACUGGCUCCGUGUCAACGGACAUCACGGAGCGUCUCAUUGACGCUCUCAAUGCCAUUAAUCCGGCUAUGAAGAUUUGGCAUCGACCGCCUCUCGACAGCAGUCCGAACCCUAUCAGAAAGACCUACAGUUUGGACUAAGCUAGAUCGAGAACCAGGUGGAACAGUCGUGUCCAGAAAGCAUCGGGGACGCUGCUUCGUCAGGAGAGGCCGUGUUAGCGGUAUCCCCUACUCGAGUCUCCCCACCGCUCGCCGCAACUAUAAAAAUGGACGAAAACCAACGGAUCGGCCAUUUUGUUGUCAGACGCGCGCUCGAACACAUCUCUGAAUAUAUUAAUGUCGUACCUUUUUCAAAUUAUUGUUAGACUGAGAUCUUGUAUAAAUUGUUCUAUUUAAUUAUACGAAUUAUUUUGGU